AAAAACCUAUCAACUACCCAUGUUGUGUAAACUAACGCAAAUAAUUUUCUUCCAGCGACAAAAAAAAAAAAAAAAAAAAAAGCUAGCAAAUUUCUCAGUCAUAUAGCAAACAAAAGAAAAAAUGAGUAUAAAACUACAGUAAAGCAAGCGAAGUGUACUGUAUAGUUGAAGAAGCAGAAGAAUCAGUCCAAGCUCCGAAAUUCAUCAACCAUGGCUGCCAAUGAUAUAGUCAAGUACGGAAUCAUAGGAGUGGGCAUGAUGGGUCGUGAGCACCUCAUCAAUUUGUACCACCUCCGAACCCAAGGCGUCUCAGUCGUCGCCAUAGCCGAUCCCCACAUUCCUUCCCAACGCCUUGCUCUUGAUUUAGCUCACUCUUACAAUUGGCCCAUAAAGGUUUUUACCGGACACAAGGAGCUAUUGAAGAGUGGGAUGUGUGAUGUGGUGGUUGUGUCAAGUCCAAACAUGACCCAUUACGAAAUUCUGAUGGAUAUCAUCAGCCAUCCCAAACCACACCAUGUGCUAGUGGAGAAGCCUCUUUGCACCACAGUCCCUCAUUGCAAAGCGGUUGUAGAUGCUGCUAGAAAGAGGAAAGAUAUGCUGGUGCAAGUUGGAUUAGAGUACCGGUACAUGCCGCCCGUUGCAAAGCUGAUAGAAAUAGUUAAGGGAAAAACACUUGGACAGGUUAAGAUGGUGGCUAUCCGUGAACAUCGGUUCCCUUUCUUGGUUAAGGUCAACAAUUGGAACCGGUUCAAUGUUAAUACCGGGGGUACUCUGGUGGAGAAGUGCUGCCACUUCUUUGAUCUGAUGAGGCUCUUUGCAGGUGCAAAUCCUGUUCGCGUGAUGGCUUCUGGUGCAAUUGAUGUUAAUCACAAGGAUGAAAUAUAUGAUGGAAAGGUACCAGAUAUAAUUGACAAUGCAUAUGUUAUCAUUGAAUUCGACAAUGGUUCCCGUGGGAUGCUCGACCUUUGCAUGUUUGCGGAAGGGAGUAAAAAUGAGCAAGAAAUAUCUGUUGUUGGUGAUAUUGGGAAGGGGGAGGCAUUUGUUCCGGAGAGCAUCGUGCGUUUUGGUACUAGAGUGGGAGGAAGAGAUGGUGUCCAGACCUUAAAAGCCGAGGAUGACCGAAUAAAAUAUGAUGGGCUGCACCAUGGAUCUAGCUAUUUAGAACACCUGAACUUCUUGUCUGCAAUUCGAGCAAAAGGCGAACGAGCUCCAGCCGUGGAUUUGCAGGAUGGACUGAUAUCGGUCGCUAUGGGGGUCGCUGCACAAGUUUCGAUAGAGAAGGGUAGAUUUGUGACAAUUCAGGAAGUAAUGGACGAGCACUAGUGCAGAGAUGUUACGCAAAUCCUCUUGAUUUCUUGAGCUUUGUCGAUAGUAUACAGCUUUUUCUCUGCCAUAGAAGAAUGUUCUCGUCAAUGUUAGCAUUCCAAACUUGAACUUUUAUUGAUGCUAAUAUAAAAGGAUUGUUGACUCGUUCUCUGUUGUAUAGAAUUUCGCUGGGCACUAUUGCUUUCACUGAAGAACUUUGACGUAUGCAAUUUCAUAUCGUUUCUCC
Morus notabilis is the source of this 1552-nucleotide messenger RNA. RefSeq names its product inositol 2-dehydrogenase. Lineage: Eukaryota; Viridiplantae; Streptophyta; Magnoliopsida; Rosales; Moraceae. Gene Ontology annotation, molecular function: nucleotide binding. The transcript is spliced from 7 exons. The coding region runs from base 211 to 1323 and encodes 370 amino acids. The record is from RefSeq and is a predicted model, not a curated record.